Paramacrobiotus metropolitanus is the source of this 1644-nucleotide messenger RNA. RefSeq lists its product as uncharacterized. The transcript has 4 exons. NCBI's taxonomy places the organism in Eukaryota, Metazoa, Tardigrada, Eutardigrada, Parachela, Macrobiotidae. Bases 99 to 1448 code for a protein of 449 amino acids. The record is from RefSeq and is a predicted model, not a curated record.
GCUCGACAAAAUUACGAAUAAAAUACUGAAACUGUAAGCUACCUUUGUGAGUUACUGCUGUUCUAAAUUUAACUUGGGGGAAGCUAUCGAAGUUCAGAAUGGCUGAAGUACCAGCGCCAGUUCAAAACACUGAUGAACAAGGGGGCAAGUCUGAACCAAGCACAGAAAAAACCGGAAGCGAUGCUCCACCUUCUGAACCAGAUUCAACAGCAAAUCCCAAAGUAGAAGAAACUGCAACCCCCACAACCGAGCAGGAUAGGAAUACCGUGUCUACGGAACCGCCGCCUGCGGAAAACUCACAGCCAGCAACGCCUACUGAAGUAACUGACACCAAUCAAGAACCUAAACAUGACAGCCCUCAAACCACCCCGGAAGGUCAAACAGCAACUAACGAAAUCAAGCAAGAGCCCGAAGAUGUUUCCAAGCCUGUUGGCCAAAUAGUUGAUGGCGAGACUGCUGAACCGGUUCAAGAAGGGUCAGAACCGCAAACACAGCCGUCAGAGGUGGACAAUGAAGUUAAACCAGCAGUAUCUAGCAUUUCUGGAGACUCCGAUCCAUCAGGUGCUCCAAAGCAAGGCGAAGAAGCCACACCGAUUAAAGUGGAAAAGCAACCUGCCAUUGGUCAGCUGCAACUGAAGGAACUUUUGAGCGGGACAUCCAUACAGAUCGUCGAACACGCUCAAAAGUUAGCAGAAGCCCCUCUGAUUGGUACAAUCAAGGAAGAGCCUCCUGUUUCGGUGCCCUCUCAUGCAGCUCCGCAGAUUCCGAAUAUUGUCGUUGGUAGCGAUAUCCAGUCUAGCGCCCCGGUUCUGACGGCGGAGGACCAGUACCCCGGUCCCGACCACGAUGACCUUCCGUUCGUUCAUAGACAUCCGUCAUUCCCUAAUACCAUCGCAGCAAGUGAAGAUGAAUCCCAAGACACUGAACCGUAUGACGUCUACACUGUGCCGGAAGGAGCGGAAAAAGUAGACGAAUGUCCCACUAUUCUGAAGAGAUAUGUACAGUUGUAUAAUGACGACAAGCAGCCCGUUGCUCGCUACUUUAAGCUUGAAGAUGAAGACAGGCUAAAUGAAGCGGCUGGGUGGGAUAUUCAAGCGUCUUAUCAAUCAAAGCCCACGUGUUUUAUACGCUCAUCCGUAUUGGAGAAGGUUCUUAGGGGCGUUUUAGAAUUUCGUUUAUCUCGGUAUGUCGCGGAGGGCCUAGAUCCAAAGAGGACUAAACAGCUGUUGCCAAUACUUAGUGAAGAUGUGGCAACCACACUUGCGCAAUGUCGAUUUUACAGCUACAAGUACAGCUACUUCGUGUCAAUUAUUCCAAAAAAUCGUCAGGAUGUCGUUAUUUCCACCAGACAAAUCUGGGAUCGAACUACGGACAGACGAGUUAUCGCAAAAAUGGACAACCGGAAAUUUCAUGCAUCAGUGAUAGUACACUUCAUGUUUCAUCCGUAGGGAAUGAUGUCUCCUUUGCCCGGUUAAGCGGCUAUCCGUUGUGUAGCAACGCUUUGUCACACUCCAACAUCUUCAUACAAACAUCUUAAAUCUGUCUUACACUGUAUGUUGAUGCAACAACAACAUUGUCAUACCUGGCAAGUGUAGCAUCUCAGAAUUUGGAUAUCUCUUGAGGAACCACAGACCAUUCACCAUG